AUGAAUAGACAAACAGUGGUAUCAGCUGUUGUUUUAGGUAUUCUUUAUGGAAUGGUUGCACUGGGACCUGCCCUUGGUUUUUUAAUGGGCUCUGCACUACUUUCGAAAUGGAUUAAUAUUGGUCGGAAUGAAUUUCCAAAUGGAAUAACGACGAAUGAUCCUCGUUGGAUUGGCCGGUGGUGGGCAGGUUUUCUCGUCUCAGCAAGUUCAUUAACGAUUCUUUCAUUUCUUCUUUGUACAUUUCCUGCGAAAUUACCUCGGGAUAUUAGUCAAACAACACAAUCAUUAGAUAAAAGUCAAUCAACAGAAUCAGUCUGUGCUCUUGGACAAGCGGCAACUCGUCGUCAUACGUUGCCUAAACUAUCACAUCCAACUCAAUGUAAAGGUUUAUGUCAACUAUCGAAACUGAGAGAUAUAUUAACAAGCAUAGUCGAUCUUUUGAUGAACUUUACAUAUCUUCUAAUUGUUUUGAUUAAUUCAGUCGAAAGUAUACUCGUGGUAUCGUUUACAACAUUUAUGGUGAAAUAUAUCGAAUCGGUAUUCAAUUUAUCCUCAUCUCUAUCAAGUACAUUAACUGGUUCAAUCGUUGUCCCAGCUGCUGUAUUUGGUACAUUUACUGGCGGAUAUUUAGUGCGUCGUUUUCAUAUGGGUAUUCUUCAAUGUAUAAAAAUGAUUUUAACUGCUUGUACAAUAUCUUGGCUUGGCUUAAUUGCACUUCUAUUUCUUAAAUGUCAGUCAACAACGAUAUACCAAGGUGAUACAACAUGUUCGAAAUUAUGUCAUUGCUCACCGCACGUUUAUGAACCGGUUUGUUAUCAAGAACAAGUGACUUAUCUUUCACCAUGCCAUGCCGGUUGUACAAAUAUAAACGGAGCAGAUUAUUCAAAUUGUACAUGUUUAGCGAAGAAUCAAAGCGUUCGUUCGGGCUCAUGUCAAAAUGCAUGUUUUACUGAAACGUUCAUCUUCUUAUCAAUCUUAUUUCUUGUAACGUUUUUUCAAACAUUAAUGGCAACUCCACAAUUAAUGAUAAUCUUACGUUCAGUUCAACAUGAAUUACAGUCGUUUGGCUUAGGUCUAGAAAAUUGCAUUAUGAAAGUUCUUGCUCAAAUUCCUGCACCUAUUCUUUUUGGAAUUAUCAUCGAUAAUCAAUGUUUAUUUUGGUCGCAGGCGACAUGUGAUCGUCGAGGAUCAUGUUUUCUGUACAAUGGAGAUCGACUUCCAUUUACAUUGUUCGGUACGGCGAUUAUUAUCAAAGGAAUCUCGUUUUGUCUGUUAAUUGUUUUACUUAUUGUGACAAUACGACAACAUAGAAUGCCAAAUCAUGGCUCAUCUUCAUGUACAACUACUACUGCUCUACCUCUUUCAGCUUCUACUCAAAUAGAACAACAUUUAGAGCAAGAGAAUCCUCUAAUCACAACGCCCUCGUAG
Messenger RNA from Adineta ricciae, 1428 nucleotides. The record is from the annotation of a GenBank genome assembly. Lineage: Eukaryota; Metazoa; Rotifera; Eurotatoria; Adinetida; Adinetidae.